Molecule: messenger RNA, 2304 nt
Organism: Conger conger (European conger)
Lineage: Eukaryota; Metazoa; Chordata; Actinopteri; Anguilliformes; Congridae
Gene: aspscr1
Product: ASPSCR1 tether for SLC2A4, UBX domain containing
Exons: 17
Coding region: 203-2140 (645 amino acids)
Biological process (GO): signal transduction
Molecular function (GO): protein binding
Source: RefSeq, a predicted model, not a curated record
UCACAAACGCAAAUACGGUGACAAACAAUUGUAUGUGGCUGAUUAUUUGAGGAACUUAGAAAAAGGACUGGACGCGUAUUUUGCGAUAAAACGAGUCCGUAGCCUACUGGUGUUAGUUGAAAGUACAGUUAUGCGACUGCACGACUUGGAGCAGCGUUGUUAUUAAAGUUGAUUCAAAAAAACAAUGUGACGUCACAUCACAAUGGCAGCCAGCAGCACGGCAGUGACAGUGCUCGCUCCGAAUGGACGGAGGCAAAUUGUAAAAAUCUCACCCAGCACGCCUUUAUUGCAGGUUUUGGAAGACGUGUGCAAGAAGCAAGGAUUCAGUCCGGACGACUAUGAUCUCAAGUUCCAGAGGACGGUUCUGGACCUUUCCCUGCAGUGGCGCUUCGCCAGCUUGCCCAACAAUGCCAAGCUGGAGAUGGUGCCCGGUACCAGGCAGAGAGCGGGGGAGACCAGGGUUCGUAUCGCUCUGCAGUUGGAGGAUGGUUCCCGGGUGCAGGACUCCUUCUCCAACGCACAAACACUCUGGGAGCUCAUCAGCCGCUUCCCCCAGACCAGGGUGCAGGAGCUGCAGCAGAGUGAGACCACGCCCGUCUGCCUCUACAUGAGGGACGAGGUGGCUGGGGAGGAGUCCCUCCGGCAGACCACCCUCCGGUCCCUGGGGCUGACCGCGGGCACCGCCAUCAUCAGGUUUGUUCUAAAGAGCACCAGAUCGCCUGGGGACGGGGUCUCCACGGAGACGGUUGCCCAGGCGACGGAAAAACUCCCGGAACCCGCCCGGCCCCUCUCGGAGUGUCGCCCCACCCCCGAGCCAUUGCCACAGGCCCCGCCCCCUCAGAGCCCCGCCCGCCAGCCCCGCCCACUCAGGGAGGAGCCAGAGGCCCCGCCCCCACAGAGCCCCGCCCGCAAGCCCCGCCCACUCAGGGAGGAGCCAGAUGCCCCGCCCCCGCAGAGCCCCGCCCGCCAGCCCCGCCCACUCAGGGAGGAGCCAGAGGCCCCGCCCCCACAGAGCCCCGCCCGCAAGCCCCGCCCACUCAGGGAGGAGCCAGAGGGGGACCCGGAGCCCCAGCAGGUGGUGCGGGCCAAAGCCCGGCCGCUGCACAGACCGGAGGAGGAGGAGGACCGGCCCGGCCCCAGCGGGCUCCGCCCCCCGCACGCGGCCCCGCCCCCCACACAGGCCCCGCCUCCCGGCUUUGUGCCCUUCUCCGGGGGGGGCCAGCGUCUCGGGGGCGAUCUGGGGCCCCGUCCGGGGGGCAAGGGGGAGGCCCCCCAAACCUACAGCUCCAGCCCCGCCGGGCCCCCCCAAGCCAAGAAGCACAAGCCCAGCGACGAUGCCAAGUUUCAGCAACCCAACGGUGCCACGCUCGCGGGCCAGAGUGACGGACAGGGGGAGGAGCUUCUGGAGCCUGUGGACAGGGAGGCUUUGCUGUACCACAUGGAUGCUGCAGCCCGUCGCCAUGACAACAGGGAGGACCCGCCCGACGAGUUCUUCGAAGUGACCGUCGACGACAUCAGGAAACGAUUCGCACAGCUCAAGAGUGAGAGGCGGCUGCUGGAGGAGGCCCCUCUCAUGACCAAGGCUCUGAGAGAGAGUCGCAUGAAAGAGAAGGUGGAGAGGUACCCCAAGGUGGUGGUGAGGGUCCAGUUUCCAGACCGACACGUGCUACAAGGAUUCUUCAGACCGCUGGAGACAGUCGGGGCUCUGAGGCAGUUUGUGAAGAGUCACCUGGAGAACCCUCACCAGUCCUUCUAUUUGUUUAUCGCCCCUCCGAAAAGCACCCUGGACGACCCCACGGCCACGCUCUUCCAGGCUAACCUGUUUCCUGCAGCACUGAUAUACUUUGGCUCUGAUGUGCAGACAGACUCGUGGCUCCAGAGGCAGCUCCUGGACUCCAGUGUGUCAGCGCUGCAGGCUGAUGAAGCUAUAGCAGGCUGCAUGCCCAGGUCCCCGACCCCAUCAUCCGCCUCACUGCUUCCGGAAGAGUCCUUUCCGCCGCCCGUGGAUCCACGUGAGCCGGCCAAUCCGCAGGGAGCAGAGCCGGCCAAUCCGCAGGGAGCAGAGCCGCCCGCGCCCCAGACCGUCAGAACGGAUCCCAGCCAGGUGCCCAAGUGGCUGAAACUGCCAGGUAAGAAGUGAGGAGUGAGGCGGUGCUCUCCGGUGAGGGGGUCAGAGGUCAGAGGUCAGGGGGCUGCUCAAUGCCGUCCCUGCCGUCCCUGGGUCACUUCCUGCUUCAGAGCUGGGGCAAACGUCAGCUCCUCCCUAGUUUUACAGCAGCCAAUAAAGAGAGUUACCUCAGCAAA